Messenger RNA from Haemonchus placei, 2679 nucleotides. Lineage: Eukaryota; Metazoa; Nematoda; Chromadorea; Rhabditida; Trichostrongylidae. The record is from the annotation of a GenBank genome assembly.
AUGACGGUUACUGCUGCUACUAUUUUUCUAGCUGUACUCUAUGUUGUUCAGUCAUUUCCAUUAACCUGCAAUAACUCCACGCAAUUCGACUGUCAAACAUCCGAUGCCCAUCGAUGCAUUCCACUAGAAUGGUUGUGCGAUGGACUGAAAGAUUGCACAAACGGAUUGGAUGAAUCCCAUUGCUCGUACUUACACACCUGUCCUGAAGGCGAUUUCAUCUGUCGUUCCGGUGACUGCGUAUCCAGCCAUUACAAAUGUGACGGUGAAGUUGAUUGCCCAGGAGGUGAAGAUGAAAAUGGUUGCGAAUUUUUCUCGGCGUACGAACCUGCCUCCAGUGUUGUACAUACAGCUUGCCAUGCAAACAUGUUCCAAUGUCGGCAUGGUCCAUGCAUAGCUAAGGCAUACAUUUGUGAUGGAGAAAUGGAUUGUCCACUAGGCGAAGACGAACGGAACUGUACUAAGCCUGGGGAAAGUCCAUCGCAAAGGAGUGAACCACCCGUCGAAUGCAACAAUCCUGGUAUGGUUAUGUGUGCUGAUCACACAGCAUGCUUUCCUAAGCAUUGGAUUUGUGAUGGCGAAGCUGAUUGUCUCGAUGAAAGUGAUGAGUCUGACUGCGCGUUGUCUGUAGAUAAGUUCCUAGCAGAAAGCGUCACGGAGCUCUGCCAUCCAGGAGAGCACCGAUGCGAUGGAGGUUCGAAGUGUAUUCCUGUGAAUCGCACCUGUGAUGGCAAACUUGACUGCCCAGAUGGUGACGAUGAGGGACCAUUGUGUAAAGAAUGCGAGUGGUUCGUUUUCGGUUCUCGCUGCGUCUGCCCCCAUGGUUCAUCUCUGAAUCCGGACGAGUACACAUGUACACAGAAGGACGAGUGUUCGACACCAGAAGGCAAGCAAUGCCAACAUUAUUGCGAAAAUCGGCUUAAUUCGUACCGCUGCACCUGUGCUCCCGGUUAUCGGCUUGGUCCCGAUGGACAUAGCUGCAGAUUGGAUCGUGACAAUGAGGGAACGCUGUUCGUCGCUCUGGGCCAUGAGGUCCGCACAAUGCCGCUGUUCGAAUCCAGGACAUCCCAUGAAGGCUACGAGACGGCUCAAUCUCUCGGUUCCCACGGAGUCGUUCGUUCCAUCGAUUUUGUUGUGAAUCGCCAGCUCAUCUAUCUUGCAAUUUCCGGCUCUGAUCAUAGAGGAGAAGUGGCGGUAUCAGUGGGAGGAUUAUUGCGAGUGGUUCGGGAGAAUAUCAUCGGAGUGGGACAGAUAGCCGUGGAUUGGAUGGGCAACAACUUUUUCCUCACGCAGCGCUAUCCGUCGCUUUCGCCAGGAAUUAGUGUUUGCACUCAAGACGGCUUUUUCUGUCGAAAAAUUGUUAAGGGACAAAUGGCUGACAUGAACGAUCCCAGUAAACGACAACAUUACCAAGGAAUCGCCUUACAUCCUCAGAGAGGUGCCAUGGUAUGGAUCGAAUCGUACGCCAAUCGAAAUCGUAUAAUGAGCGCAAAUAUGGAUGGCACAAAUGUUCGAGUACUCGUCGAAAAUAAGCUUGAAUAUCCGACUGGAAUAGCUAUUGAUCUGAUCACGAGCGACGUUUACUUUGGUGAUGUCGAACGGGAGAUGAUUGAACGGGUGAAUCUGGACACUCGGGAAAGGACAGUGGUGCUCACCCAGGGCGUGCAUCAUCCUUACGAUCUCAAAUAUUUCAACGGGUUCUUAUACUGGAGCGAUUGGGGUUCUUCAUCAUUGAAAGUCGCCGAGCUGAGCAUCCAUCACAGUUCUGCUCAUCUGAUUCAUUCCUUCACCGCUCUGCCUUUCGGUCUUGCUAUUAAUCACUCAAUGUAUCAGCCAUCGCCAUCCUCAUUUCCUUGUCAGCUCACCACCUGUCAGUGGAUGUGUGUAUCCAUCCCCAAUGCAGAGGGCGACCUACAGGCAAAGUGUCUUUGUCCCGAUGGUUACGUCGACAAGCAGGAUGGCGAUUGUGCACCUCUACGUGAAUCAGUGGUCGAAGACGUUGAAGGAAUUACGGACGAAGACAUCCAUAAAACCGUUGUCCUUGAUCUAUCUCACGUUGGUGUAGCAUGGAUGAAAGAGCGUUGUGAUAAUGGUGAUGGUUGUCUGAAUGGCGGUGAAUGCCAGGAUAUAAAGAAUGAACAUGGCCGAGUAACAAAGAUUGUUUGCAACUGUCCUGCAAUGUAUGAGGGUGAUCGAUGUGAACGAAAAAAUCCAUUCGAAGAAGAGUCCAGUCAGUUUAUGCCAUCGUCUCGGUCAAUGUUCUUCCCACUACUCUUCACGGCUGUUUUUGUGUUGUUCAUUGGUGUCGCAUUCGUAUUGUCCUAUCGCUACAACGAUCAGAUCGGCAAAGCGUCGAAGACCGUAACCAACCUGGUGGAACGACGAGCCAAACGGAUCCCUCCUAUCCUUCCGAAAAUCCUCCCAUUUAUCCAUUCAAUACGAGAUCGAUUCUUUACAACUGUAACGGGAGCCAGAAAUCUUCACCGGAAAGGUUCAGGAGUUUUACGUAAGGACUUCAGCAAUCCUCUGUUCAACGACGAUAGGUCAUCGACAGGUUCGGUUCCUGAGGAGGCACCUACAAAUGAGUUAGCGUACAGUAAUCCAAUUUUUGCGGAUGAAAAUACCCAUGCGGCACCAUUUUCUGGGAUACAAGUUACCUACACUAAUAAGUUUGCGACGUAA